Molecule: messenger RNA, 1201 nt
Organism: Paraphaeosphaeria sporulosa
Lineage: Eukaryota; Fungi; Ascomycota; Dothideomycetes; Pleosporales; Didymosphaeriaceae
Exons: 2
Coding region: 185-1201 (338 amino acids)
Source: RefSeq, a predicted model, not a curated record
CAUAGAUCUUACACCAUUGCGGCAUCCUUCGCGUAGCUUUCUGUCGGCGUCUCAGACAUGCCCCGUUUCAUGACGUCACUCCUUAUGUUCCAUCUUCUGGUCCCACCUGUCCUCAAUAGCACCGCAGCCACAUAUACCUCAAUGAUCCCAGAGAUCCUAGACGGACAUCUUUCCUAACCUUAUCAUGGACACCAUAGCUCGCUAUGCCAAUCCGCCCUUCAACUACCUCGGCACCACCCUCGUCUUAUCCUACAUCCUCCUCGCACUCUAUUUCACCUUAUCCAUAUCAACUUCUCUGUACGGUCAAUAUAAGCGCCUACCAUCAAUCAAACUUGCGGAAGAUGUCAAAAAUGCAAGGGCGCGACAUAUCAAAAUUUAUGCCUUCCUGGCCUCCGUCACCUUUGCGAUGUUGUCAUACACUAUGCUCAACUUUCUGAUUCAAUCUCUGACCGCAUGGGCACGGACGCAAAAUCUAUUGGGGAGAAGGGUUAGUCUUUUUGGGCUCAGAUACUGGAUGCUGGAAACCAAUUUGUUCGGGACUUUUGCACGAGAGCUAGUGCGCAACAGACCCAGCGCGUUUUGGACUCAAGCAGCGUUACUUCAGACCUGGUUCUGGAACGUGUGGAUGGCAUACAAAGCUCAGCAGCACAAGUUCUCAGUUCGCACGAUGUUCCCGUACAUUGUGCUGAGCCAGACCCUGCCAAUCACGUUGACGGCGUCUUUGUUUAUCAUUCAGCUACAUCUCGACGCUGUAGGUCUGUCACCUGACCGACUGAAGACGGAGGUAUCGAAAACCAGUGACUCCUCGAAGGUGUCUCCGGCGCCAACUGCAAACACGCCAGAGCCUCCAGCCAGGAAAACUUCGCUUGUCAUACCCACCAUCCUCUUCAACGCUGUCCUCCUUGCUCUCUCGUCCCUCCAAGGCCACUCUAUCUUCAUUCCUCUUGUCCUCUUCACCCGCCUCCUACUUCUUCUUCCCCACACCCGGCAAGUACGAUUCAGUCAAAACGAUAUUCUCCAGAGCGUCUCUAUCUCUUUCGGAUUCUUCGUUGCCAAUCUCACCAUGUCGAGAGGUACAACCACGUUCAGGGAAGUCGUUCAGGGUUUGAAGAAUGGUGGGUUUGCGACUAGGACACUGGGGUAUGACGCAGAAUUUGGGCUGCUGCUAUGUGCGAUCUUGCGAUGGGGUGGCGGGGUGUGA